Cloeon dipterum is the source of this 1759-nucleotide messenger RNA. RefSeq names its product DNA damage inducible 1 homolog rngo (gene rngo). Bases 176 to 1561 code for a protein of 461 amino acids. Gene Ontology annotation, molecular function: protein binding; aspartic-type endopeptidase activity. The record is from RefSeq and is a predicted model, not a curated record. Gene Ontology annotation, biological process: proteolysis. Lineage: Eukaryota; Metazoa; Arthropoda; Insecta; Ephemeroptera; Baetidae. The transcript has 5 exons.
GUGUGUUAUGCUUUAUCAUCUGCUGUUGCCAAAGUCUGCGGCUUGCAUUAUUUGCCUGGUAACGCGAGGCUUGAGACGAACGGCGGACCUGAGCCGCACUAUAAAUUUUCGAAUUUUGACUAUUCUAUUUUAGUCUCGGUUUAGUGAAAGGAGCCACGGGUCGGAAGCUAGCACCAUGAAUAUUACAGUGGCGACCGUCACCGACCAGGUGUUCCCGCUGAACGUCAGCGAGGACCUGGAGCUGGAGAACCUGAAGGCCUUCUGCGAGGUCGAGUCCGGCGUUCCGGCCAACCAGAUCCAGCUGACGUUCAACGGCCAGCCGCUGAACGACGACAAGAAGACCCUGAAGGAGUACGGCAUCAAGGACGGCGACAUGCUCUUCAUGCAGCAAGGCCCUGUGCAGCAGGGCUUCCUCCCCUCCCAAGCGCCCCCCAUUGCAGGAGGUGCCGUGGGCGCGGGACUGCCCUCGUUCGACUUCAGCAACAUCCAGGUUCCGCAUGGUGCCGCGGCCUCCUCCUCCCCCUCCUCCGCCAGGCUGUCCGCUGCGUCCUCCGACAACCCGGCGGUCAUCAGGGAAAUGCUGCUCGCGGACCCGAGUGCCUUGUCCUUGCUCAAACAGAACAACCCAAGGCUCUCGGACGCCCUCGUUUCAGGAAGUUUAGAGCGAUUUGCGCAAGUGCUAAAGGAGCAGCAGGAAGCCAAGGCUGAGCAGGAGCGCCUCCGUCUGCGGAUGCUGAACGCCGAUCCCUUCGACUCAGAAGCCCAAAGACUGAUUGCCGAGGAGAUUCGGAAGAAGAACAUUGAAGCUAACAUGGAGGCGGCUAUGGAGUACAACCCUGAGACCUUUGGCACGGUCGUCAUGCUCUAUAUCAACUGCAGGGUCAAUGGACACCCAGUCAAAGCGUUUAUUGACUCAGGAGCACAAACCACCAUCAUGUCUUCCGAGUGCGCCGAGAGAUGCAACAUCAUGCGUCUGGUGGACCAGCGGUGGUCGGGCUACGCCAAGGGCGUCGGCAUUCAGCGCAUCAUUGGCCGGGUCCACAUGGUGCAGAUCCAGAUUGAGAAAGACUUUCUCACCUCGUCCUUUUCCAUCCUGGAGCAGCAGAAGAUGGACAUGCUCUUGGGCCUGGAUAUGCUCAAAAGGCAUCAGUGCACAAUCGACCUGAAAAGAAACAUCCUCCACAUCGGCACGACCGGCACGGAAACGCCGUUUCUCUCCGAGAGCGACUUGCCCGAGUGCGCGCGGCUGAGCGGGCAGGACACGUUGGACGAGGAGAAGAUCAUCGAGGAGAGCAGGAGGCAGGCGGAGCACCAGCAGAUGGCCGAGGCGAUGGAGCGGAGCCAGUCGGCGACGGCGGCCGGGCCCAGCGCCAGCUCGAGCGGCCGCCUCUCCGACCCGGCCACCACCAUCAUGCCCAACGACUCCUUCUCGGAGGCCACGGUCAAAGAGCUGAUGGCCCUCAGCUUCUCUCGCGAGCAAGUAAUUUCAGAGCUGCGACGCUUCAAUGGUGACAAGACGCAGGCCACGGCCGCCCUCUUCGCCAAGAGCCUCAAAUUCUAAAGCUGAGUGAUAUCCAGCUACGUUUAAGACUAUUUUAUUGCAAAUAAUGAAGCAUCUAUUAUUAACUUUCGAAAUAGUUGUACUGUACUUCUCCGCUGACGAGUCCAGCUUGAGCGGCUGGCCCUUCAGGGUUGUAAUACUGACUGUGUUUAUUUUGUAUCUUGUGGGGUUGCAAUAAAGCUAUUUAACAAAAAUCAA